Messenger RNA from Fraxinus pennsylvanica, 1305 nucleotides. The record is from the annotation of a GenBank genome assembly. NCBI's taxonomy places the organism in Eukaryota, Viridiplantae, Streptophyta, Magnoliopsida, Lamiales, Oleaceae.
AUGAAUGGAGAUGAAGCAACAGUAAUGAACUCCCAUCACUUCCUGAUCCUCUUUUUCCCUUUCCAAAGCCAUAUCAAUCCCUCUCUUCAGCUAGCCAAAAACCUUGCACGCAAUGGUGUAAAGGUCACCUUAGUCACCACAAACCGUGGCCUCAAACAAAUGAAAUCUCUUCUAACCCUCAAGGGAUUGUCGUGUGCCUCUUUUUCCAAUGAAAAGGAUGAUGAUUACCAAUCCCACAAUGGUUUUUAUAGCUAUGUUGAGAGUUUGAGGAGCAUAGGCUCCCAAAAUCUCAUGAAUCUUAUCAAGAAGUUUUCGGACGAGGGCCAACAGUGUGCAACCGCUUUUACCAUUUAUCACCGCUUCUUCAAUAGCCAAGAAGGUAUACAUGGCCGAAUGGAUCCCUCGGUUUCAAUAAAAGUACCAACGUUGCCAUUGUUUUCCUCCAGUGACUUACCCACCUUUCUCCUUCCGAAUAGUCCCUCGAGUGGUUUCUUGAUCCCUGUGAUGCAAGAACAUAUGCAGGUCCUGGAACAAGAUCCCAGAUCCUUUGUUCUUGUUAAUACCUUUGAAGAAUUAGAACAAGAAUCAAUCAAAGCUAUAGCCAAUAUGAAUGUUAUUGCAGUUGGACCCUUAAUGCCAUCGGCUUUCUGUGAUGGAAGUGACCUAACAGACAAAUCAUUUGGACUCGAUUUAUUUAGUGUAUCUGAUGAUUAUUUUCAGUGGUUAGACUCGAAGCCUGAGCAUUCAGUGAUCUAUGCGUCAUUUGGAAGCUUGGCAGUGUUAAAGAAAGAGCAAAAAGAAGAGAUAUUGCAUGCAUUAGUGGAGAGUGGGAGGCCUUUUCUUUGGGUCCUCAGAUCAUCAAACAGUGAAGAAGAGGAAAUGCAUAAAAUGAUGGAAAAUAGUCUGAAUGGAGAUGGGAUAAUAGUGCCAUGGUGUUCUCAAGUAGAAGUGCUAAGCCACCGGUCUAUCGGGUGUUUUGUGACACAUUGUGGAUGGAAUUCAACACUAGAAAGUAUUGUUUCUGGAGUACCAAUCAUAUGCUGCCCACAGUUCGCAGAUCAAACGACGAAUGCGAAGAUGGUGGAUGAGGUUUGGGGCACAGGUGUGAGAGCAAAAGCAAAUGGGGAAAGUAUUAUUGAAAGAGAUGAAAUCAAGAAAUGCUUGGACAUUGUCAUGGGGGAUGGAGAUAGAGGUAAAGAAAUGAGAGGAAAUGCUCGUAAAUGGAGAGGUUUGGCUAUCGAAGCUGUUAAAGAAGGGGGUUCUACCUACAACAAUCUCAAAAAACUUUUGGAGAUCUCAGGAUAG